AUGAGCAGGGCAGAAGUUGACUUGCAAAUUAGUGUCAAGAAAGCGUGCAACUCCGAAGAGGUGCCUCCGAAAAGGAAGCAUGUUCGAGCAUGUAUCGUCUAUACAUGGGAUCACAAAAAUUCCCGUGCCUUUUGGAAUGCUGUCAAAAUCCAACCAUUGCAGAGCAGCGAAGUUCAGUUGUUCAAGGCUCUCAUCAUGAUUCAUAAAAUUUUGCAAGAAGGCCAUCCUAAUACAUUAAAAGAUGCGUAUAGGAACAAGGACUUUUUGUAUUCUUUGUCCACGGUCUUCUCAAGUUCAUCAAGCUAUGGUCGCUUGAUAAACCAUUACGAUCGCUUCUUGAUGCGGAAGCUUGACUUCCACCGAAAUAACCAGGGAUUCAAUGGUAUAUUUGAAUAUGAAGAAUAUAUCUCGUUGAGGACGGUCAAUGAUCCAAACGAAGGAUAUGAAUCUAUCUUACAAUUGAUGGAUCUUCAGGAUCUCAUUAAUGAUCUCCAAAAGCUAAUCUUCUCGACCAUCCAACAAACGCCAAAUAAUUUGUGUAAGACUUCGGCUCUUGUUCCCCUUAUCUCGGAGUCUUACGGAAUAUAUAAGUUCUUGACUUCCAUGUUGCGUGCAAUGUACCAACAAUUAGGUGAUGACGAACUUUUGACAGCGUUGUUUGAUAGAUUCAAUUCGCAACAUUUCUAUCUUCGUGAGUUUUACGCUGACUGCCAAGCUAUCAAGUUUCUUACAAGUUUGAUAACGAUCCCUAGAAUACCAGCUUCGCCUCCAAAUUUGAAGCACUCCGAUGAUAGUCAAUCACGAACUUCAGCAAUAGCCUCUCAGGAGUCAUCUUCUGCCUUGUCUGCACAGCAAACCUCUGCUUUUGAACAGCCCCUAGUCCCUCCAGCGGCAGAUGAUAUGAGCCAAGCGAAGUUGAUGGAACAACAGCAGCAGCAACAACAAUUUUUGCAGCAGCAGGAGCAAGAGCUUGAAAUACAGCGCCAGCGUCAGUUACAAGAACAACUCCAAAGACGACGCGAGUUUGAACAACAGAAACUUGCGCAAGAAGAAAAUAAUCUUAGAGAGCAGGAAAUGUUAAGGCUUCAGCAAACCAGUGCCCAAAACUCGAGGGUAUCUGAAUUAGAGAAUGAUCUUGUGAUCUUCAAAAACCAGUUUGAUAAUGAUCAAGCUUUGCUUCACCAAUACGACUCUAGGGUUAAGUCUUUGGAAACCGAACUUCAAAGUAUCAACCAGACGGCAUCGGAGCAGUUAGCAUCAAAGGAUGAGCAAAUCAACAAUAUCGAAGAGCAAGUCACUAAUUGGGCUAAGAAAUACGAGGCUUUGGCUAAGUUGUAUUCUCAAUUGAGGUCGGAGCACCUAAACUUACUUGCAAAAUUUAAGAAAAUUCAGCAGAAGAUCAAUAGCGCCCAGGAAUCAAUUGCGAAGAAGGAAAAGUUUGAAAAGGAGUUGAAGCAGAAGAAUUUAGAACUUGCGGACUUAAUUAGGGAACGGGACCGGGCAAGAUUGGAUCUUGAUAGGCUAAGAGUGUCAAAGGACCAAGAGAUCGACAAAUUGCACACUCAACUGCGUGAAAUGACCUCGAGAUUUGCGGACACUGACGAAGUAUCCUCCCAGAAAUUACAAGCCAUUAAAGACCAAUACGAAGCGGACUUAAGUGCCAUGAACGUACUCCUCAAGGAACGAGACACGCAGUUGGUCCAAUUAGGGGAGGUAUCGUCACUUAAAGAGAAACUUAAGGAAAAGGAAGUCGAUCUUGAAAUUGCUCAAGAAUCACUCGAUAGUGCAUUAAAGGAACUUUCGCUUACGUCGAGCGACCCGAGACUGGAGCACUUAUGGAACCUUUUGAACAUUAUUUUGGCCAACAAUGUACGCAGGGUACAAGAUACGAAGUAUGAGCUAACUUCACCAAUGCAAACAGGCAAUGUGAACUCUACUCCUAACUUUGUCUUAUCUGUCUUAGACCUUUGUUCAGACACUGCUACUGACUUUGCUCUGGUUUUUAACAAUUUUCUCGCUGAGGGCCCACAGCUUAGUGAAAACGAACAACUGUCAUUUACCGGAGUCAUAUUAGCGAGUUCAGAAUUGGCCUCAUCGCUUAAUGAUUUGAUGUUAAACAUUAAAGGUCUCUCCAAGACGAUUCCACCUUCUGAUGAACAGAGGAUCAUCGAACACUUAGAAGAGCUUCUUUCAAGGGCAGAAGACUACUAUCUGAGCCUCACAUCAGACUCCCUCGACGCCCUCGAGGAUGACUAUGAGAAGAUUGACCUUGUAGUUGAUUCGAACGUCCAAUUCCAAAGUACUUUGAAGGAUUUGUCUAAUGCUAUUGAAGAGAUCCAGCCAAGGCAUAAUCUUUCCAAUAAGCGAAAGAAUCUUGAAGAUGUUGUGGAAGAAGAAAUGGAAGAGGCUGUGAAACAAAUUGAUGCAGCCAUGCAGUUUCUUGACAAGCUUCAAUCACAGAAGACUGAGGGGGCCGACAUGCAAGUGCAUCAGGCAAUCGUCAACGCAGCGAUGGGAGUAACCCAAGCAGUUACUAUCCUAAUCAAAGCAUCGAUUGAUUCCCAGCGAGAAAUUGUUGCCAAGAAUAAAGGUACGCUGACAGUUCGUGAAUUUUACAAGAAGAACAAUCGGUGGACAGAAGGCCUUGUCAGUGCUGCUAAAGCUAUUGCUGGAGCGACAAACAUAUUAAUCGAGACAGCGGAUGGUGUACUUCGGUCCAAACAUUCCCAUGAGGAGUUAAUUGUUGCAUGCAAUGAGGUUGCAGCUUCGACAGCACAACUUGUCGCAGCUUCGCGAGUCAAAGCUAACACUUUUUCCUCGACUCAAGAGAGGUUAGAGACUUCUUCGACAAAGGUGAACCUGGCUUGUAAGUAUCUCGUUGGUAAGGUCCAAGGACUUUUAUCCAAUUCCUCAAAAUCCGAGCCGGAUAUUGACUUAAGUACCUUAACACCAUAUGAGGGCAAAACGCUUGAGAUGGAGCAACAAGUUCAAAUCCUCAAACUUGAGAAUUCCUUACAGUCAGCUAGAAAGAGGCUUGCGGAAAUAAGAAAGUUUGGAUAUAGAGAUGACGAAUCCGACUAA
This is a messenger RNA of Candidozyma haemuli, 3081 nucleotides long. RefSeq names its product Sla2p (gene SLA2). The coding region runs from base 1 to 3081 and encodes 1026 amino acids. Lineage: Eukaryota; Fungi; Ascomycota; Pichiomycetes; Serinales; Metschnikowiaceae. The record is from RefSeq and is a predicted model, not a curated record. Gene Ontology annotation, molecular function: phosphatidylinositol-3,5-bisphosphate binding; phosphatidylinositol-3,4-bisphosphate binding; actin filament binding. Gene Ontology annotation, biological process: actin filament organization; endocytosis; clathrin coat assembly. The transcript has a single exon. Gene Ontology annotation, cellular component: clathrin-coated vesicle; actin cortical patch.